Molecule: messenger RNA, 1586 nt
Organism: Brachypodium distachyon (stiff brome)
Lineage: Eukaryota; Viridiplantae; Streptophyta; Magnoliopsida; Poales; Poaceae
Product: probable choline kinase 2
Exons: 7
Coding region: 92-1201 (369 amino acids)
Biological process (GO): phosphatidylethanolamine biosynthetic process; phosphatidylcholine biosynthetic process
Cellular component (GO): cytoplasm
Molecular function (GO): choline kinase activity; ethanolamine kinase activity
Source: RefSeq, a predicted model, not a curated record
CGCGCGAAGCGCACGCCUCGCUCUGCAGCACGCACGCAGAUCCCUCCCAUCCCAUUCCUAGAAAAGGACAGAUUCCUUGUGCUCGAGGGACAUGGUGGCGAUCGAGGGCCAGAGUCCUGGGGAGGCGGCAUCAGCGGCAGCGGCAGCGGCGGCGGCGGCGGGGCGGAGCAUCCCCAAGGAGGCGGCGCGGCUGCUGCACGAGCUGGCGGCGGAGUGGGCGGAUGUGGCCGACUGCCGGGCGCUGGAGGUGGCGCCGCUCAAGGGCGCCAUGACCAACGAGGUGUACCAGGUGCGGUGGCUCGCCGCAGGGGCCGGGGCCGGGGCCGCGGGGGAGGAAGGAGGCGAGUACAGGAAGGUGCUGCUGCGGGUGUACGGGGAGGGCGUGGAGGUCUUCUUCGACAGGGAGGACGAGGUGCGCACCUUCGAGUGCAUGUCGCGGCACGGCCACGGCCCGCGCCUCCUCGGCCGCUUCCCCACCGGCCGCGUCGAGGAGUUCAUCCACGCCAGGACACUUUCAGCUGUUGACCUGCGUGAUCCAGAGAUUUCAUCUAUUAUAGCCUCCAAAUUGAGGGAAUUCCACAACCUUGACAUGCCAGGUCCAAAAUCGACCCUGCUGUGGGAUAGAUUGAGGAACUGGCUCAAAACUGCCAAGAGUGUGUGUCCCUCUGAUGAAGCCAAAGAGUUCUGCUUGGAUAGCAUGGAGGAGGAGAUUACUGCAUUGGAGAAUCUAUUUUCAGGGGAAGACCAUCGCAUAGGAUUUUGCCACAAUGAUCUCCAGUAUGGCAACAUCAUGAUUGAUGAGGAGACCAAAGCACUGACCAUCAUUGAUUACGAGUAUGCAAGUUUUAACCCAGUAGCCUAUGAUAUCGCGAACCAUUUCUGCGAGAUGGCUGCGGACUACCAUUCAGAAAAGCCUCACAUACUGGACUACACAAAAUAUCCAGAUAUCGAUGAACAGAAGAGGUUCGUGCAGACCUACCUGAACUCUUCAGGCGAGGAACCUGACGCAGAGAAGGUCAAUGACCUGAUGAAAUGUGUCGAGAAGCACACGCUUGCCAGCCAUCUCAUUUGGGGCCUCUGGGGAAUCAUCUCGGAGCACGUCAACGACAUCGACUUCGACUACAUGGAGUACGCUCGGCAGCGUUUCACCCAAUUUUGGCUGAAAGAACCCGCGAUCCUGGGUGGCUGCGAGGCCGAAUGAAUAUGUGAAGCCCCAGCGACAAUUGGAUGCCAUGCUGAGUUGGUGAACUCUGUCUUCAGGCUUGCUGCACAUUGUAUAGCUUGUAAUGCUGCUGACAUGCAUCGGCGUCCGUGCCUAGGAGGAUUCAAGGUUGGGGGAACCUAUAGAUGCAAGGGCCUUUUGCUGGUUUUUAGCUGUUCCGUUGUUCAUAGUAGUCCGGAGGCGCUUGUCGUGAGAUGAUGAUGUGAAGCUAGUGUGACAGUGUGUUGUGUGUUUUAAUGUCCAGUAAAGUGGUAGUUACUACCUGUAAUCAGGUAUUUGAUCAGGUUUAUAUAUUUGUACAGUUAUUGGUUGAUGAUAAAAAAAUAUCUGGGUAACAAAUAAUAUGAAUACUGGAAACGAUUUA